AUGAACCAGAUAUUACGUUUUCGUCCGGUAAUUUCUUUACUAAGCCGUGCAUCAAUUCGUCCUUUUCAUUUAUCGUCUACACGAUCAAUCGAAUGGGCUGAUAUUGACGAAUAUACGAACAAAGUAAACAGUUCGGUUUUUAUAACAACUGAUGUUUACGAAAAAGACGAUGAAUGGAUUCAAUAUGAGGCUCGCCGAAAUGAACGACUAAGAAAAAGACGCGAAGAAUUUCUUCUUGGUCCGCCGAAAACUAAAUCUGUUGUAUCGAGUGAUCGAAAUUCGACGACAUGUCCAUCAGCAAAAUUCAAUCGAAAGGAACCCGAUGUAAAGUACGAUCUAGACGAUGAUCGACCUAAACAGAUGAAUGAUCCAUAUUUACCACCGCCACAUAAAUGCAUCUUUUGUGAGCAUAAUCUGAAGAUUGACUUUCGGAAUACUGAAUUACUUAGUCAAUUCAUAUCUCCUCAAACUGGUUUUGUUUUUAACCAACGUACAACUGGUUUAUGUUAUUUCAAACAAGUAGAAUUGGAAAAGGCUAUUCUCAAAGCUCGCCGUUUCCAUCUAAUGCCAUACAAAUGGAAAGAAACUGUCUAUUUAGAUGAUCCACGUUUGUUUAAUCCUUACGAGGACAACAUGAAGAAAGUGAUCAGUAGCGAAAAAGAAAAAUACGGACAUUAA
Messenger RNA from Adineta ricciae, 678 nucleotides. Lineage: Eukaryota; Metazoa; Rotifera; Eurotatoria; Adinetida; Adinetidae. The record is from the annotation of a GenBank genome assembly.